Messenger RNA from Dunckerocampus dactyliophorus (ringed pipefish), 2540 nucleotides. It is a transcript of the gene rnf180a, whose product is annotated as ring finger protein 180a. NCBI's taxonomy places the organism in Eukaryota, Metazoa, Chordata, Actinopteri, Syngnathiformes, Syngnathidae. Gene Ontology annotation, molecular function: ubiquitin conjugating enzyme binding; ubiquitin protein ligase activity; metal ion binding. The transcript has 5 exons. Gene Ontology annotation, cellular component: endoplasmic reticulum membrane. The coding region runs from base 727 to 1926 and encodes 399 amino acids. The record is from RefSeq and is a predicted model, not a curated record. Gene Ontology annotation, biological process: serotonin metabolic process; norepinephrine metabolic process; protein polyubiquitination.
GUGACGCUAAUGAGGAGCGCGGCUCUCCUCGGGGUGCGCUUGUUGACAUAGUCUAUGGGGUCCGUGAUGGCCCAGUAGCGGUCCAAAGCGAUGGCACACAGGUGCAGGAUGGAGGACGUGCAGCACAACACGUCCAGAGAGAUAAACAAGUCGCAGAUCCCCUGGCCGAGAGUCCACUUGUUCAAAACCUGGUACAGAGCCGCCAUGGGCAGCACCAGCACCGACACCAUGAGGUCCGUCACGGCCAGGGAUCCGAUCAGGUAGUUGGCCACAUUCUGGAGGGACCUCUCCAGGGCGAUGGCAGCCACCACGCACGCGUUGCCAAAUAUGGAGCACAGGAUGAGGGCCCCCAAGAGCAGGGAUGUGACAACCUGGUAGCCCAGCUCCACGUAGGGGAGGGAACCUGCAGAACCGGUGCCGUUGUCAGAUCCGAGCCAGUCCGCGACCACCUCCACCGAUGGAGGGUAGCCCCUGGUGGCGUUGCUGUGGUUGCCUUUGGCAGUGAGGUAAUCCAUAGUUGGAGUGCAACUUUCCCGGGGCGGUGCGGGGAGGGCAUGCAGCCGGGCCAGGUGAGCAGGGAGACGGGCUAUCAGCCCUCAGCCGCUGCCGCCGAUGGAGCUCAUCGUGUGCGUCUUGACGCGCUCCAGCCGAGGAAGAAGUGGAAGUGAGGAUGGAGAGGGAGAGAGGAGGCUAGCUAGCUAGUUGGCCGGGCCUAAAGGUGCAGCCAUGAGCUCCCAGGUGGGGGCCAGCGGGGAUUUGAAGCUGGUGAGACCCCAACUUUCACAAAGGAAAGUCCACAGAGUCACAAGACCAGAUGAGCGUGACGAAGAAAGAUAUACAAGCGGACAAGAAGAAAGAGGGACACGCAUCGGGAAGACCAUCAGCAUUGUGACUAUUGGGAAUGCCUCAGGAGAAAGUAUGGAGAGUCUGUCCAGCUCUGAUGCAGAGGGAUCGAACAACGUGCCAAGAGGAAGCUCCACCAUCAGUGUGAACCCACAAGCAACCACCUCCAUCCAAGCCAGAUCCACUCCAGCAUCCCCUCAGAGACCUUCAUCAUCCAGUGCACCUGCAGUGGAGCCACGCAGCUGGCCCAGCAGAGACCCUGAUCCAUUAUGUGUGAGGACAGGACGAUCAUGUGAGCAGGAAGAGGAGGACGAGGACGAAGAAGAGGAAGAGGAGAAGGAGGGGCCCAGUGGAGUGAUUGACAUGAUAAGCCCACCUUUGACCCCGAUUCCGCAGCUGCCGUCAGUUGGAGAGAGGAGGAUGAGCAAAAGGGAGAGGAAGAGGAUAAAAUGUCUGAGGAGGAGGCAGAGGAGGAAGGAGCGAUGGCGACAGAGUCAGCUGCAGAAUUCCACAGGUAAUAUUAGCAGCAGCAGCAGCAGCGACGAUGAUGAUGAUGACGAAGAAGUGGUCGGCGACAAAGAGCGUUACAUCUGCGCCGUGUGUCUGGACGUCUACUUCAGCCCGUACACGUGUCAGCCCUGCGGGCACAUCUUCUGUGAGCCUUGCCUGAGGACACUGGCCAAGAACUGUCCUGCCAACACCCCCUGUCCCCUCUGCAGGACCACCAUCACGCACGUCUUCUUCCAGAAGGAGUUAAACCAAAUGGUAAGGACGUUCUUCCCAAAGGAAUACCUGUGUCGGAAGCAGAACUUCCAGAAGGCAAGUUGUGCAAGAUGGCCUCUUCCAAGCUGCCGGAAGCUCUUCAGAAUAUUUGGAGGUUUCAGGAGGCCCUCCAGUCCCAGGGCUCGGCAUCAGUUGCCCCGCGGAGGAGCCUACCAUCUGGACGCUUUGGACUUUGACGACGACACCCAAGGGUGGCACUUUGACAUGGACAUGGUCAUCAUAUACAUCUACUCGGUCAACUGGAUUGUUGGCUUCUUCAUCUUCUGCAUCCUCUGUUACCUCUUUUUCCCCUCUUUUUGACAACAUGCUUAUGAUGAUGAUGAUGACAGAGGGUGGCGAGUGGAGGGUAAACAGCAACAGUGUCAGCCAUUAAAGAUAGAUGGGAACGAUACCUCUGUGAUCAUGAGAACCAUCAGUGUAAUGAAAUAGGACAAAGGGACACCACACGUUAGGCACACCUGCACAAUUAAAAUAUACAAUACAAAAGUGGUAUCAAAAAUUCUGCCUUUGCAAAAACAAUAAUGCUGUUAAUUAAAAAAAAAUACUUGUGGAUUAUGAGAAAUGUCCUGCCUGGUCCAUCACUAUAGCAGCAUGUUAUUAUUGUCAACUUUUUUCUUUUUUUUUUUAUAAAUAUGAUUAUGUGUAAAAAAAAAUAGAUAUUUUAAAAUGGGAUUUAAUAAUUUUAAUAUUUGUAUUUAUAUAAUUUAUAUAUUUAUCUGAUUUUAAUGCUUUUAUUAUUAUGAUAAUUUACUGCAUUUUUUAAAUCAUUAUUAUUCACUUAUUAUUGAUUGCAGUGGUGUAAAACUGCACUGUAUUACACUGAGAGCCGUUUCUAAUAUUUACAGCGUGCAGGGGUACCUAAGGAUGUGUCCAUCGCAUGAAGAGACUAUAGAUAAACUUGCCAUUAAACACAU